This is a messenger RNA of Uncinocarpus reesii 1704, 1695 nucleotides long. RefSeq lists its product as uncharacterized. The record is from RefSeq and is a predicted model, not a curated record. Bases 1 to 1695 code for a protein of 564 amino acids. NCBI's taxonomy places the organism in Eukaryota, Fungi, Ascomycota, Eurotiomycetes, Onygenales, Onygenaceae. The transcript is spliced from 6 exons.
AUGGGAAAACAAGCUUAUGACCCUCUUGCUCGGUUUGACCAGACCGUUGAUCUCAGCGAUGAAGACAAUGAGGUAGUCUUGUGUGAAGUCCUUCCGAAUACAAAGAGGAAAUAUGCUCGAACACUGGCCAUCUUUGAUCAUUUUGUGAAGCACCACCCUAAGGCUGCAGUGCCACCUGACAUCAGAACAUUCAAGGGCUUCUUGCGCGUGGUUGCAAAUUCCAUUCCUGGUAGACUUGAUGCCAGCAAGGACAAAAGGCCUACUGUUGAAACCAUGGAAGGUUUCCGCCGGGACUUUGAAACAGCAUGGGCAAGGGAACGGAAAUAUGUUUUCCCCACUGAGGUCUCAACAACCAUGAAAGAGUGGAUACGGACAAAGUUGAAGGAGGAGGUUCCGUUGUGUACAGAGGAAAUGGACAAGAGUGCCUUCUCUCCUAAUGACCUUGUGGUGACAAUGGUGCAACUGUGGUGCAAAGAUUAUCAUGAGUACCGUGGCAAGUACAGCGAUCGGUCCAGGGUACAGCUCAGUUUUGCCUUGCUACUUUACUGCUUCACAUCUGCCCGAACAGGUGAGGUGCAUGAGUCCACGGCUCGCAAGCACAACUCUACCUCUGCCUCCGCGUGCUACAAGCACUUUCGUCUGACUUUCCAAGCAGUUGAUGGGGAGGCGAUGCUUGUCUUAUAUUAUCUGCGCGAGCAUGUGAAAAAUGGCUGGAAAAUGCGAAGAUGGGAACUUCCAGUCCACGCUUUCUAUGAGGUCUACAGUGAGGACACAAAUCUUCUCCUCAACCCCCUAAUAUACUUUUUGCCUCUGGCUUGCAGUGAUGGUGCGCUGCGCGACUAUCAGUCAUUGGGGCAGCUGUUAGAUGAUUUGGAAAGUGGCUUGCCUGAGGGUCAGCAUGUACUUGAGUUGCCCUUCAAGAAAGAUGUUUGUGACCUUCCACUAUUCCGCCCUUUCAAUGAACUGGACAGGGAAAGAUCCACUGGGCGUGCUCGAGGAGCGGAUUCUUUUGGCAAAAUGUUUGCUGCACUUGGCCACCGGGCUGGCUUCAUAUGCAACAUUACUGCAAGAGCUUGCCGCCGAUGGGCACUCAUGGAGGCUGAUAAGCAUUACUCCGAAGCCGCCAGAAUGAAGUUCGCAUCCCAGGCAUCUUCCCAUGUCUUCGGAAAAUCAUAUGCACAUCCCAUUAGUGAAGUGGACGGUCAAGCAACUUACCUUGGAAUUGCCCGCCGAGAGUCACAUAUCAAGAAUGGUCGGGCCAUGACCAUGCACCAUCAUCCACAGCUGUGGCGGUCACUACCAGCCAAACUUGAAUUCGAGUUUGAAAGUCGAGAAGAUAUUAUCCAGCUCAAUGGCAAGAUAGAAAACCUAGCGCUUCAGAUACCAGCAAAUGAUGCCGAACAGCGUCAGAUUCAGAGCGAGCGGCAAUCCCUCUACAAUCAGAAAAAUCGGCUGUAUAUGGAAGCACUCCGACAUCAGCAGAAGGCACAGCCAACAGGACUUCUGGAGUCUGGCAACCCACAGCCGAAAACGGAUGUUGAUAAACAUACCUUUUUUCACUAUGCUCGGCGUGUCAUGCCCGAGCGCGAUCUUUUGGCUGAUGCCCUGCUCAAAGAAACAAAUCCUCGUAAUACCAGCGCCAUCAUCAGUGGCCUCAUCUGUACCGAUGCUUCAGGCAGCGUGAAAUGGCCUUAG